Sebastes umbrosus (honeycomb rockfish) is the source of this 3286-nucleotide messenger RNA. It is a transcript of the gene mier1b, whose product is annotated as mesoderm induction early response 1b, transcriptional regulator. The transcript is spliced from 13 exons. Lineage: Eukaryota; Metazoa; Chordata; Actinopteri; Perciformes; Sebastidae. Gene Ontology annotation, molecular function: histone deacetylase binding; transcription corepressor activity. Gene Ontology annotation, biological process: negative regulation of transcription by RNA polymerase II. Gene Ontology annotation, cellular component: nucleoplasm. The record is from RefSeq and is a predicted model, not a curated record. Bases 73 to 1665 code for a protein of 530 amino acids.
GUGGGCGGGGCUUUACAUCCGGGGAACAGCCGCAACCCCUGACGUCACGUGACCCCUGCAAGGAUUGCAAACAUGGCGGAGCCCUCCGUCGGGAAUUCGAGCCCAGGAGGUUCAGCAGGUGCCGAUGAUCAUGAUUUCGACCCAUCAGCAGACAUGCUUGUUCAUGACUUUGAUGACGAACGCACCCUGGAGGAAGAAGAAAUGUUGGAGGCAUCAGAUGAGACCAACGCCAACGAGAUUGAAGAUCUUGCACGGGAGGGAGAGAUGCCCAUUCAUGAGCUGCUGAGUCUGUACGGUUAUGGGGGCAAUUCACCAGCAGAUGAAGAUGAAGAGGAGGAGGAAGAACCAGAGGAAGAAGAAGAUGAUGAGGAAGAGGACGAGGAAGAGGACCUAGACAAUGACGAAAGCAGUAGAAGCACUGGGGAGUUAAAAAGAAAUGAGGUUGAGGGUGUUAAGAUCUCACCAGGACAGGAGGAUGAGGCCCAGGUAACCUCUGAGGUCCGCACACGCUCAGUCAGGUCGCUCGGCACAGUAGAACUCAUUCGCCCUCAGAAACUCAAGUACUUUGAAAGUAAUAAUGAUGCAGAGGAGGAGUCAGAUGAAGAUGAGGACUAUGUUCCAUCUGAAGACUGGAAAAAGGAAAUCAUGGUGGGUUCAAUGUAUCAGGCAGAAACUCCUGUCGGCCUGUGUAAAUAUAAAGACAACGAAAAAGUUUAUGAAAAUGAUGACCAGUUGUUGUGGAACCCCGAGUGUCUUCCUGAAGGCAAAGUGGUGGAGUUCUUGACGGAGGCAUCGAGGCGGACAGGAGAGGAGAAGGGAGUGGAUGCAAUCCCAGAGGGAUCCCAUAUCAAAGACAACGAACAGGCGUUGUAUGAACUAGUGAAGUGUGACUUUGACACAGAGGAAGCUUUAAGAAGACUUAAGUUUAAUGUAAAAGCAGCGAGAGAGGAGCUUUCUGUCUGGACUGAAGAGGAAUGUAGAAAUUUUGAACAAGGACUAAAAGCUUAUGGGAAAGACUUUCAUUUAAUACAGGCCAACAAGGUGAGAACUAGGUCUGUAGGAGAAUGUGUGGCCUUUUAUUACAUGUGGAAGAAGUCUGAGCGUUAUGAUUUCUUUGCACAGCAAACCAGACUUGGGAAAAGGAAAUACAACCUUCACCCCGGCGUCACGGACUACAUGGACAGAUUACUGGACGAGACGGAGAGCGCGACGUCCAGCAGGGCUGCGUCGCCUCCUCCCACCACCUCCAGCAGCAGCGCCAGCCACUCGGAGAGGGAAGAUGGCAGCAGUCAGAACGGUGAGCUGAUGAAUAUACACGGAAUCGCAAGCCACAUUUCAAGCCAUCCAGCGGAUGGUGCUCAGCUGCUUCCAGUAAAUCAAGUCAAACCUGAGCCCGUUCAGUCUGUUCAGUCCAACGGGCCUUCCCAUCCGCUAGUGGAAGCUGCUCCUCCUCCUCCUCCUCCUCCUCCUCCCAUUUCAGACAACAACUCCAACGGCUGCAGCCAACCCGGUGCGCCCAGCCACGACCAAAACGGUUCUCUGGAGCCUCCGCUGGACCACCGAGACGCGGCGACGGCACAUGAGAGGCCUGCCAAGAGAUGCAGGACGGAGGCAGAGCCGAUGGGCCAAAGUGAGGUGGAACCAUCCAGAACACAGGAGAACUGAAGGACACAGUGACGUAGACUAAUAGACGCUGAAUUUAGGAGGGGGGGGUUAUCCCUACUUCCCUAUUUAUGGGCAGAGGUAAGGGGGUGAAGAGGAUGAGGAACGAUGAGCCCCGCGUGGCCCACAAGCGCAGUAUCUCCUGAGAGCAAAGACUCUUUGAUAAGGUCAAAGGUCACUGAAAAUCACACCUUGAUGAACACAGCCAACCGAACUGCAGCUGUCCUCCAGGAGGGGGACGCCACGGCCGCCUCCGUCUCCCCGUCCCUCCGUCCCUCCGAACCCAUCCGCGUACUGACUGCCUGCAGAGCUCAUCCCAAAGUACCACAGCGCUCCUUCAUCUCCGACAAAACCAUCUUCUAACCAUCGUCUUUAUUCCCUUUUUGGAGACUUGACUGACAAAAUUUUGCCAAGAAUUUCCUCUUUUUUUUUCUAUUUGUACUCAAAGAAAACAAAAUCACCUGUGAUAUUUUUUUACACAAGAUAUAUUUAUAUUUUUUAACAAAAAGAAAACUAUGAUAGGUAACUGCUGUUCAAGCUGUUAGAACAUUUGAUGAAAACACGGGACACGUUUUAAAUGAUUUACAUGCUCAAGUUGUCAAAAAAAGAGGCAAAAACACAAGACGAGUAAGUGCCGGCGCUGUCGCUGGCUCUCUUUAGUUGCACUUUGAUUGUAUGUUCCUCAUCUUUACGGACGAGGAGUGGCGUCGAAACCCAGCAGAAUAACAUUUUCACUCCUCUUCUGAACCCGCUCCGGCCUCUUAUCAACGGCUGUUUGUUUGAUUCUGAUAAAUAAACCGACGGGUUGGUCCCCCCGCAGGUUUGUUUGUGUAAAGCAGCUGACAUCAGUGAUGUCCUGUAUUAUAAUUCAUCAUGUAGAAGAUCGCUGUAUUUUUGGAUUUUCAUAGUCAGUGCUUUGCUCAACGCUUUGUUUUUACUAGACAGAAUGUCCGUGAUUUUUAAUGUAAAGUUUGUAUAGAUUUCUUACCUUGAGCAGUUGGUACAUUUUUUUAUAACUGUCUGUUCAUCUCCGUCUGUUCUGGUCUUCCUCGUAGGCUGCUGUGCUUUUUUGUUGAGAAAUCUUUUCGCCCGUGUUGCUCUGAGAUGGAUGUAAUAAAUAAAAAAAAGUAGCCAUUCCUCUUUCCCUCUCUGUUUCACUUUACACUUCGCAUUCCCGUGUGACCUUGCACAAUCUAAAAUGUUUGUUGCAUAUUUUGUGCAUAGAAAAAGCCCCACCUUGUGGUUGAGCGUGCUGCUUGCCUUUGGUUUAAAACCUCUUGCUUAAAGUGCUUAGUUUCAACCGAUAUCCUCCCCGUCUUUCUACAGAGCAGUGGAUUUCCAGCAAUGAAACAGACCAGGUUAAUUUGUUUUGGUACAUUAGCUGUUCAGCUUGACGUGUUUUACUUUGUACUCCAGCUUUUGAACUUACAUUCACAAAUUAAGAUAAGUUUGUCUCGAAUAAUGUUGAUCCAUGUAGUCUUUUCUUUCCCUUUGUUGACAAUGUCUUUGUUUUGUUUUUGUUUUUUUUCUCUGUAAAUGACGACAUGAAUAAAAAUGAAGUGUAUUCCAAGACUGGCUAUGAAUGGAAUAACAUUGGCUAUAUUUAAUAAAUGUAUUAAUGAGU